UAUACGGCUGAGCCGCCGCCGGGCCGGGGGCGAGGUCGCCGCCUGGCCCGGGGGAGCUGUCGGGGCUGCGGAAUGAAGUGGAAGUCCACUGAACUCUCUUGUGCCCUACUGAGACGAAAUGAUGUUCAUGUUUGUGGUGGCUGGAAGUCAUGGCAGCACCUAACAUGGGAGGGAAGCACAUGACUGGACAAUGUGGCGUGACUCAUUCAAACUGCAGCUCUUCUGCCUGCUUAUGGCAGUACUGGCUGUUGUGGUGCUGGUCCAUAAUUUUUUUCAGUUAGAGAACUUAGAUGAUGACACAAUUUCAGGAUCAAACUGGAUAACAGAAAACAACGACCAACACUCUCUGUCCCAGACAACCAAAACUACCAGGAAGCCUUACUGUGGUUAUAAGCAGCAGACUUUGUCCAAAAGAGAACAAGCUGAAGAGGAAUCAUUGCUUGCUGCAAUACAGUGGCCAACCCCCCCUGACAGCAAAAUAGCCUUUCUGCAGAGCACUGAUCCCUCACAUAGUGACUUUGUAAUUGUGAAGCCCAGCGGGUUCUUCAGGGUGGGUGAUCAGUUAGAGGUACUUGUUCAUCUGAAGGAUUUCCAAGGAAAACCCAAGCAGUAUGGUGGAGACUACCUGCAGGCACGAAUUCACUCUCCUCUGCUGAAAGCUGGAGCAACAGGAAGGAUUGUAGAUUGCCAUAAUGGCCUUUAUAAAGUGUUCUUUACCUUGCUUUGGCCAGGAGAAGUCAAAGUUUCUGUGUCGCUUGUCCACCCGAGUGAAGCAAUUCAGGUCCUCCUGCGUUUACGAGAAGAAAGGCCGGACAGAGUCUACUUCAAAAGCUCAUUCAAAUCUGGGAGGUAUUCAGAAACUACUGAGUGCAAUGUCUGCUUGCCUGGAGAUCUCCCAGUCUGCAACUUCACAGAUCUCUAUACUGGUGAGCCAUGGUUCUGUUACAAACCUCGGAAACUGUCCUGUGCCAGCCGAAUCAGCCAUGCCAAGGGUGGAUAUCAAAAAGGUCUUCUGACACAAGAGGAAAGCCUCUUUUUCCAAAGCGAUGUCAAUAUUAAGAGGCCAAUACUCUCCAGGGGACCUGAUUCAGUGAUUGUAAAGCCCCAGGCCUUUACAGAGAAUUUUUCUCUUCUAGAUUCCAGCAUCAUGGACAGAGCUGAAGAUCCCACAGUUUCCCCUUCUGGCUACUAUUAUGAAGAUGAGUGGAGGUCCAGAACACACUGGAUCCAUCACUUUAACAACUCGGAUGACAUAACUAAGUGCUUACAAGGAAAAGUAAUCCACUUGUUUGGAGACUCUACAAUAAGGCAGUGGUUUGAAUAUCUGACAGCAUUUGUUCCAGAUCUAGUGGAAUUUAACCUGGGGAGUCCCAAGAACGUUGGACCUUUCAUGUCAGUGGACUUGAAGCACAACAUCCUGCUGAAGUUCCGCUGCCACGGGCCGCCCAUUCGCUUCUCCACGGUCUUCAGCAGUGAGCUGCGCUACAUUGCCAACGAACUGAACGGCAUAGUGGGUGGGAGGAACACAGUGAUAGCCAUAACUAUCUGGUCCCACUUCAGCACUUUCCCUGUGGAAGUGUACAUCCGCCGGCUGAGGAACAUCCGGCGAGCGAUCGUCCAACUGCUGGAUCGCAGCCCCAAGACUUUAAUCGUCAUCAGAACCGCCAACGUGCAGGAGCUCGGGCCGGAAGUGAGCCUCUUUAACAGUGACUGGUACUCCUUUCAGCUGGAUUCUGUCAUGAGGAAGAUGUUCUCAGGAAUUGCUGUGCACUUUGUGGACGCUUGGGAGAUGUCGCUGGCUCAUUACUUGCCACACAACUUGCACCCAAAAGAAGUCAUCGUUAAGAAUCAGAUAGAUGCGUUCUUAUCUUACGUCUGCCCUCUGCAAAUCUAGCACAAGUGGGUAUCCCUCUGUCAUCAUCUGCUAUAGCUGAAGUAAAAUUGCUCCUUGGGGCUACCCAAAUAUACAGGAUGCAGUAGAAGAACUCUGGUUAGCGUACUUGCAAGGGUGGCUCUUUGUUUGAGCUGUGAAGUUAUGCAGAGUGCAACCGAAGUACUCUAGUUACUGUAUUUGCCAGGGUGGCCUUAACUCUGGGUUAGCUGUGAAAGAUGGUCAAGAGGACUUGACUGUUCAGGCUGUAUCUUCCUGCAAGGUUGAUUCCUUUCAACCUCAUCAUUCGUAUCUGAGAUUAUUAAAGAGCACUUUAAAUCGACAGGAUUCAGUAAGAAAUGAUGUGGGUUAUUAGCUUUACUAGUUGUCUGCACUGGAUGCUUCAGUUUAUCCAUAGGGCACUGAUUGUGUUGCUGCUUACAGCUGUAUGAGAAACCUGGAAAAGAUUUCUGGGGAGAAUUUUUUUUCUCUCAGGAUUUCAGAGUUUGAGCAGCAUCCCCUACAGCUGUUCCAUAUUUGGAGGGGCAUCAUGGGCUAAAAUCAAAGACACCCUACAGCUGUAUGUCAGAGAAUCAGAGUGUCUGUUCUUGUUUCAAAGUCCUAAUUAGAGAGAUGGAGUGCACCAAAAUCACUGUUGUCAAUCAAGGAAGCACAAUCAGAAUAUCUGUAAUAUUAAAUCAUCAGGAAUUGGCUGAAAUUUAAUGGAGCCACACUAGUUAGGCACCCUUAGUGUUUACAGAUAGCUGCUAAAAAAUGCAACUAGCCAGGAUUUUAGUUUGGUUUCCUGUACUACUGAAUCUCUUCUGAGCAUUAAUACACUGUCCACUUCUUGAGUUACCUGUAAUGGAGAAAUGUGUAUAUUAUGACCUUGGUGAAGACACUGUCUCAGGCAGUCUCUGCAAGUUCAAGUUGCAGGCUGGCCUACUUGAAGCUUGAAGUAUUUGCUAAUUUAAAGUGUUUCCCUUCCCUGUAAGAUAAAGCUAUUCCGUUACGCUCCUGCAAAGCUGGGCCUCUGAGCAUCACUUUGGUACGUCAUUCAUCCAUUGUGUCACUGUGGAGAAGACAAGUGACCUGAAUGUGUUUGAAGCUUCAUAGAAUCAUAGAAUGGUUUGGGUUGGAAUGGCCCUUAAACAUCACACUAUCACCAAGGUUGGAAGAGACCUCAAAGAUCACCAAGUCCAACCUGUAAGAUCAUCUUGUUCUAACACUCCCUGACAUGGGCUGAGACACCUCCCACUAGACCAGGUUACUUUACUGAGUAAACAAGUUAAAAUGGUAGUGGAGUGCUUCUGAAGCAGCUUAUGCUUAAGGAGAGCAGCAAACUCAAACUGGAACAUGGGAAUUUCCACCUCAACAUGAGGAGAAAAGUCUUUGCUGUGAAGGUUCUGGACCAGUGGGAUAGGCUGUCUGGAAAGGCUGAGGAGUCUUCUCCUCUAGAGACUUACCAAACCUGCCUGGAUGCAUUCCUGUGUGACCUGCUCUAGGUGAUCCUGCUUUGGCAGAGGCUUGAUCUCCAGAAGUCCCUUCCAACCCCUGCCAUUCAACUGUUAAGGAUUUUUCAGUGUCCCAUCUUCUGCCAGCCAGUAGCUGCGCAAGAAGCUGGGAGGGAGCGUGGCCAGGGUACUGCCCAGAACUAGCCAGGCGGAGAGUUGUUAGCCCUUGGAAUGUGCUGCCCAGGGAGGUGGUGGACUCACCAUCCCUGGACGUGUUCCAAGAAGGGAUUGGACGUGGCACUUGGUGCCAUGCUUUAGUAGUCCUAAGGUCUUGGGUGACAGGUUGGACUUGAUGAUCUUUGAGGUCUCUUCCAACCUUACUGAUUCUAUGAUUCCAUACUGUGAGACAUACUGAGCAGUAUGCAAACUGGGGAAGCAAGGAGGGAGUGCCUGUGUGUGGACUGCUGCUUGGGGCAUCAGUGAGCAGGUGGUGAGCAAUUGCAUU
Dryobates pubescens (Downy woodpecker) is the source of this 3829-nucleotide messenger RNA. It is a transcript of the gene NXPE3, whose product is annotated as neurexophilin and PC-esterase domain family member 3. The record is from RefSeq and is a predicted model, not a curated record. The transcript is spliced from 6 exons. Lineage: Eukaryota; Metazoa; Chordata; Aves; Piciformes; Picidae. The coding region runs from base 191 to 1894 and encodes 567 amino acids.